This is a messenger RNA of Anguilla anguilla (European eel), 977 nucleotides long. It is a transcript of the gene ntf3, whose product is annotated as neurotrophin 3. Gene Ontology annotation, biological process: negative regulation of neuron apoptotic process; nerve growth factor signaling pathway; regulation of neuron differentiation. NCBI's taxonomy places the organism in Eukaryota, Metazoa, Chordata, Actinopteri, Anguilliformes, Anguillidae. The record is from RefSeq and is a predicted model, not a curated record. The transcript has 2 exons. Bases 141 to 962 code for a protein of 273 amino acids. Gene Ontology annotation, molecular function: growth factor activity; nerve growth factor receptor binding.
AAAGAGACCGCUUUUGCACAGUAAAUGCUAGCUAGAGUGUUGCAACACGCACCACGCGUUCUAAAUUGGGAAGUUUCAAAAAAGACAUAUUAACUUACUACCUUAAUGUCGGCUCUGUUGGAUCUUUUCACACCGAUGCUAUGGUUACCUUUAUUACGAUCUUACAGGUGAAUCUAGUGAUGUCCAUCCUGCUGUACGUGAUGUUCCUGGUGUACCUUUGUGGAAUAAAGGCCACGUCGAUGGACAAACGCAAGCCCACACAGGACCCCGUCAACACCCUAGUCAUCAAACUCCUGCAGGCAGACAUCACCCGGAGCAAGCAGCGGGAGGCGGAGUCUUGGGAUGAUGCGAUCGAGGACGCCCCGCCCCCGCCGCCAGCCCUGCCCAGCUUCCCAGAGGGCACGGACUACCAGGACAGGAAACCGAGCUCCUUCUACCAGCCUGUGCUGGACAUUGGGGCGGAGCUGUUCAAACAGCACAAGCGCUACAACUCGCCCCGCGUUUUACUGAGCGACCGGCCGCCCCUGCAGCCGCCGCCCCUGUACCUCAUCGACGACUACGCGGGGAGCUCGGACGCAGCCAACAAAACGCGGAAGAAGCGCUACGCGGAGCACAAGAGCUACCGGGGAGAGUACUCCGUGUGCGACAGCGAGAGCAAGUGGGUGACGGACAAGACCAACGCCGUCGACAUCCGGGGUCACCAGGUCACCGUUCUGGGCGUGAUCAAAGCCAGCGGCGGAAAUGAGGUGAAGCAGUACUUUUACGAAACAAAGUGCCGGAGUGCCAAGCCCUUUAAAAGUGGCUGCCGGGGAAUCGACGACAAGCACUGGAACUCCCAGUGCAAGACAUCCCAGACCUACGUGAGGGCACUCACCUCGGAAAAGACCUCUGUGGGCUGGCGCUGGAUACGGAUAGACACGUCCUGCGUCUGCGCCCUUUCACGAAAACUGCGCAGGACGUAACGCUACCCGCUACAC